Messenger RNA from Botrytis sinoallii, 2707 nucleotides. RefSeq lists its product as uncharacterized. Bases 897 to 2558 code for a protein of 553 amino acids. The transcript is spliced from 2 exons. Gene Ontology annotation, molecular function: flavin adenine dinucleotide binding; oxidoreductase activity, acting on CH-OH group of donors. The record is from RefSeq and is a predicted model, not a curated record. Lineage: Eukaryota; Fungi; Ascomycota; Leotiomycetes; Helotiales; Sclerotiniaceae.
AUCAGACAUCAGACUUCAGACUUCAGACCUCAGAUUAAACUUUUCUUUGUGCAGCAUAUGAUUUCAUUGUUUGAGAUGGUUUAUAUCGGUAGAGUAGGUAUCUGCUAUCCAUACUACUCUAGCAAGAGUAAGAGUAUCGAAGUGAUGAUUAAUGAUAACCUUAUAUGAUUUCCUAAACACAUUGGCAUCUCCUUCAACUGAUCGACUGACUGACAGAGUCAAACUAUCAUCUACAUGUACGAUUACUACGACAUGAUUCAAAAAAGUCAUGGCAUGACCAUGAUUCAUUCAUUCUCUUGACCAAAAAGUCAAUUUUACUACAGUAUUACUGGAUUGAAGAUCCUUGAUAACUUGGUAAAACUACCAGGUACUUCGUAAAGGACUUCUUAAACAUUCACUAGGAGGGAAGUUAGUUUCCUAAGGCUAGAUAGACAUCUUUCUCUCUCUCCAUUUUUUAACUAAUUUUUUCUUCUCCGUUCUCUCUCACUAACAAAUUCCAUCUGGAUUCGUCUUCACCGUCAUUUCAUAAGUCAAACCAUCCAAAAGACCACGCGCCCUCUUUCCCUACUUGGCAAUUUUUAUCUAUCAUUUUAUAUCUUUGCAUGCCUGGCAGGCAAUAGUCAACCCCAGGGGGUCCGUCUUCGAUCGUCCAUAGCCUCUUACGAUACCGCCUUAUACGAUUAUACCGAAUAACCUCGAUUGGGAAUCCACUUCCAGCCCCUCCCCGACUAGGAUAUCAUCAAUCUCAAUCCCUAGAUAGAAAUCACCUGAGGGCGACCUUCUACACGUUACUAUUACAAAUACGUUCAUCGUUUCUUAUUUAGAUCUUUUUCUUUUGAAUAUAAUAGAAUCCUUUCCUUUUGGAUAUUCAAAACUUAUCAGACCAAGUAUUCAAAAUGACUACCGAUCUUCUAUCCCCAUCUCAAGUCAACGACUUUGACUAUGUCAUUGUUGGAGGUGGAACAGCAGGAUGUGUUAUUGCUAGCAGACUUUCCGAAUACUUACCAAAUAAGAAGAUUCUUAUGAUUGAGGGUGGUCCUAGUGAUUUCAAUAAUGACAAAGUAUUGAAACUCAAAGAAUGGCUUACAUUACUUGGUGGAGAAUUGGAUUAUGACUACGGAACCACGGAACAACCAAAUGGAAAUUCAUACAUUAGACACUCACGUGCUAAGGUUCUUGGAGGUUGCUCCUCUCACAACACUCUGAUAUCAUUCCGUCCAUUCGAGUAUGAUUGUCAAAUUUGGGAGAGUUUGGGAUGUAAAGGAUGGGGAUUCAAGACCAUGAUGCGUCUCAUUGAUAACCUCCGCAACCAAACUAACCCUGUUCAUCCACGCCACAGAAAUCAAAUUUGUAAGGAUUGGGUCCAAUCUUGCUCUACUGCCAUGGACAUUCCCAUCAUCCAUGAUUUCAACCACGAGAUUCGUGAAAAGGGUGCUCUCGAACAAGGAGUUGGUUUCUUCUCAGUAUCAUAUAACCCAGAUGAUGGACGAAGGAGUUCGGCCUCCGUCGCUUACAUUCACCCAAUUCUCCGCGGUGCCGAGAGUCGACCAAACUUGACUAUCCUCACCAAUGCCUGGGUCAGCAAACUUAACUUUGACUCCAGCAAGACUGUCAAGAGCGUAAACGUAACCUUGAAAUCCGGCGAGAAACUCACCGUCUCCCCUAAGACCGAAACUAUCCUCUGUGCUGGCGCAGUCGAUACCUGUCGUCUUAUGCUCCUCUCUGGAGUUGGCCCUGCCCAACAACUCAAAGACCUUAACAUCCCCGUCGUACACGACCUUCCAGGUGUAGGAGAGAAUCUUAUCGACCACCCCGAAUCCAUCAUCAUGUGGGAACUCAAUGCCCCCGUACCACCUCAAACUACCAUGGACAGUGACGCUGGUAUUUUCCUCCGUCGUGAACUCCCCAACGCCGCCAAAAACCACAUCCACCCAGAACUCAACCCUAAAGCUCUCCCAGAUGGCACCAUUGCAGAUAUCAUGAUGCACUGCUACCAAAUCCCCUUCUGUCUCAACACUGCUCGUCUAGGCUACGACGCCCCUCUAAAUGCAUUCUGCAUGACCCCCAACAUCCCCCGUCCCAGAUCCCGUGGACGUAUUUACCUCACCUCCUCCGAUCCCUCUGUAAAACCCGCCCUCGACUUCCGCUACUUCACCGAUCCCGAAGGCUACGAUGCGGCCACCAUUGUCGCCGGUCUCAAGGCCGCACGUGAAAUCGCAAAGAAGGCACCUUUCUCAAACUGGCUUCUCCGUGAAGUAGCACCCGGCCCAGAAGUUCAAACUGAUGAACAACUUUCCGAAUACGGAAGAAAGGUUGCUCACACCGUUUAUCACCCAGCUGGAACUACCAAAAUGGGCAGUGAGCAGGACAAGAUGAGUGUGUGUGAUGAGAAAUUGAAGGUCAGAGGACUUAAGGGUGUGAGAGUGGCGGAUGCUGGUGUUUUCCCAACGAUGACUACAAUCAAUCCUAUGUUGACAGUUUUGGCAAUUGGAGAGAGGGCAGCGGAGAUGAUUGCACAGGAGGCUGGAUGGAGAGGAAUGGUGGAACCGAGGUUGUAGGUUUUGUUUGGAGAAAAGAAGACUUGGGUAUGUGCAUAGGGAUACGGAUACGGAUAUUAUUAUAGUGGGCAAAUUUCAAAUACAUAAGUAGUUGUGUAUGGUUGGAUGGAUGAGAAUUAUUUUGAUUUUGCACGCGAAGCAAUAAUGCG